CUCCCCGCCCGCCCGUUGCGCAGCGGGCGGCGGCGACAACGCGGGCGCGCACGGGGGCGGGGGGCACGCUGUGGGCCGGGGGAGCGCCCGCCUCCUGCGGCUGCCCUCGGCACCGCACUAUCCGCGCCGGCCGCGGAAACCGCCCCGAAAGAGAAGGAGAACUUGUGGGUCCCCGCCUGCCUCCUCCCCGCCGCCCGCGGAUCCUCUCCCGCGGCGCAUCCGCCCGCCCUCCGGGUCCUGCUCCCCCCCGCCCCGGGGCUCGGGGCCGGCCCGCCGGCUCCGGCUGGAAGAUUUCCCCGCUCGUUUCCCCUGGAGGGGUUUUGUCGGCAGCGGUGUACCGAGGGGAGGCUCCGUCCCUAAGGCACCCUGCCUCACCCUGCGGGGGAAGGGAGCUGGGUGGGGGCAAGCCAGGAAGGGAGGAUCUCAGUGGCUCUCCUAAAAUCUAUCAGCAGGCUGCGAGGAGGGAAGAGUUUGGCACUUCGCAGGCGAGGCUGGGCUUGUUUUCCCCAGCGGUGAUGCCGCUGGACUGAGAGUGGCGCGGCCGUGCAAGUUGGGGGGACGGAGCCCCCCCGCCUUUCGCCGCCCCCCGGACCCGGUCCAGCGCCUUCAGCCCCGGUGGCUCGUCCCCGUCGCCCCGCUAAAUGAGAGCUGGUCCGAAGACAGGGCGACUCGGCGCCUGCUAAGGGCUGCUCUCCGCCGCCCCCUCACCCCCCUCCCCGGACUUUCCCACCCGCGACGAGGAGCGGCGCGCACCCCCCAGCCCGGAGAGUUGUCUCGGCAGGCUCCGUGCUAUGGCGAGGCUGCGGAGAAGCAAACUAGCCGCUGGAUUUCUAUUACUUUUCCAGUGCCUGAGCGAGCGCUGCCAGCUCGCCGGCGGGGAGACGCCGAGGCAGAGCCGCGGUGUGUUUUAUGACGUUGUUCAGAGCUUCCCUCACGUGGAAGAAAAUGUGCUAAUGGCUUCACAUGUAAGCAGCCACAGGUGGAGAAGGCACUCAGAGUCUCUUAAAUCAGUCGACACCAACAGAGCCAGCAUGGGGCAGGAUUCUGUGGAGCCAGGGGGUUUCACGGACUUGCUGCUUGAAGAGGGACAUGACAACACCACACAGAUUGAGGAGGAUACAGAUCAUAAUUAUUAUACUUCAAGGACAUACGGUCCAUAUGAUUCUACCAGCCGGGAUUUGUGGGUCAAUAUAGACCAAAUGGAGAAAGACAAAGUAAAGAUUCAUGGGAUCCUUUCCAAUACCCAUCGGCAAGCAGCAAGAGUGAAUCUGUCCUUCGAUUUUCCAUUUUAUGGCCAUUUUCUACGUGAAAUUACUGUGGCAACUGGGGGUUUCAUAUAUACUGGAGAAGUUGUGCAUCGAAUGCUAACAGCUACACAAUAUAUUGCACCCUUAAUGGCAAAUUUUGACCCCAGUGUGUCAAGAAAUUCAACAGUCAGAUACUUUGAUAAUGGCACAGCACUAGUUGUCCAGUGGGACCAUGUACAUCUGCAGGAUAAUUACAACCUGGGCAGUUUCACUUUUCAGGCCACCCUUCUCAAUGAUGGGCGUAUCAUUUUCGGCUACAAAGAAAUUCCUGUUGCUGUGACACAGAUAAGUUCAACCAACCACCCAGUGAAAGUGGGACUCUCAGAUGCAUUUGUGGUUGUGCACAGGAUCCAGCAAAUUCCCAAUGUCCGUAGAAGAACAAUAUACGAGUACCACAGGGUGGAGCUACAGAUGUCAAAGAUUACCAAUCUCUCAGCUGUUGAAAUGAUACCUCUCCCAACUUGUCUCCAGUUUACCAGCUGUGGUCCCUGUGUCACUGCGCAGAUUGGUUUCAACUGCAGCUGGUGCAGUAAACUCCAAAGAUGCUCCAGUGGAUUUGACCGUCACCGGCAAGAUUGGGUAGACAGUGGCUGCCCUGAAGAGUCAAAAGAUAAGAUUUGUGAGAAGAAUAUAGACACAACUGAAACACCUCCAUACUCCAUCACCACCCUUCUGCCAACCACCACAAAGUUUAGAGUUUUAACGACCACCAGAGGAUCCACCACUUCUCACCUGCCGACUAGCCUGCCCACAGAAGAUGACACCAAGAUAGCACUGCACCUAAAAGAUAAUGGAGCUUCCACAGACGACAGUGCGGCGGAGAAGAAAGGUGGAACGCUUCAUGCCGGAUUAAUUGUUGGCAUUCUAGUCCUGGUCCUCAUUGUGGCUGCAGCCAUCCUCGUGACCGUCUAUAUGUAUCAUCAUCCAACGUCAGCAGCUAGUCUCUUCUUUAUAGAGCGACGUCCAAGCAGAUGGCCAGCAAUGAAAUUCAGAAGAGGAUCUGGACAUCCUGCCUAUGCUGAAGUGGAACCAGUUGGAGAAAAAGAAGGGUUCAUUGUAUCAGAGCAGUGCUAAAGUUUCUAGGACAGAACACCAGUACUGGCCUACAGGUGUAAGACAUUUACUUUGCCUCUCUUUAAAGAAAAGGAGCCCUAAGCUGCUGUAGCCUGAUAGAAAGAAGAUUUUGGAUAAGCUUUGUCCAAGAAGAAAAACUAUCUAUCUAAGAUACCAGAUUACCACUGCGCAGUAGUUUUUGUUAGUGGACUGAGACAAAAUGGUUCGUACAGAACAUUUGUCAGUGGACACCUACGGUAUCAGAACUAUGGCACAAGUGCCAUGUUAUUGGCUUUAGGUACGGGGAUGCACAGAAAUCAAAAAUAUAAUAAAGCUUUGGUGCACAAGGGUAUUACCCUUUGCUUCAAGUGUUCUUCUCUGGUAUCUCAAAGACUGAGUGACAAAUCUGUACCCUUUCAGUGCAAAGGGCACUGAUCAGUGUUCACAGGUGAUUGAGAAAAGUAUCUCAAUGCAGGUAAAGAAGAAAAAAAGGAAUUUUCCAGUACUUCUACAGGUGGAAUAGUGGAUGAAAUACACUCACUUUUCAAUUCUAAAUUAACCUACCCACCUAACUGAGCGAGUCACGGUGUAUAUGCUUUCCAGGAGUAGUACAAUGUUUCUUGCACAUUGCUGAUUACUUCUAAACAACUCACGAUACACAAAUUGGUAAGAAAUGAGGACAACAGAGAAUUUUCACAAUGAUGAAAUUAUUUUAUUUCAUGGGAGUUCACAGUGAAUUUGGGCUGAUUUUCAGUUUCAAUGUUCACUAACAAUUAAUAAUCAAUCAGGUUUGAUUCAAGGGUUAUCUUUCAUUUCUGUGCAGUAGGCUGAAGUAAAGGCAACAGAUCCUUUUAGCUGCCAGAGAUCUUGUGGACCAUUUCUUGGGCAACGUGAUAUGAGAAACAAGAUUUUAAACAAAUGCGUUUCUAUCCUUUGCCAUUUCAUUGUGAGUCCUUACUGAGAAGCACCAGACUUCAAUGCACCCCUUCCAGAGAUUCAGAUACAAGUGUUAUUGAACCCUGCUGAUUCAUACAGUGAUUUUGUUUAAUGCACAUAGUAGUUGCAUAAAUAUAUAUAAAAAUAUAUUUUUUUUUAUAGCUAACACAAGGCGGGCUCUUGUGACUGUUAAGACUGCAUUUUUGUCAUCCAGACAAAGGAAAUGGAUUGCAUUACUGCAUAUUUCCACUGAGUUGUAAAAUAAUCCUUAAUAUUAGAAUAUUUUUAUGUUGCGUAGGGAAGGUGGUUCAUGUAGUUGCAGUGCCAUAUCCUUUCUGCCUAUCGGAACCACUCUUUCUUUAAUAUCGACCCUUUCCCUCCCUGUAUAGGGAAAGACAAGACUAUAAAUUCACACCAUCAAAAACAGUUAUGCCUUUCAUGGGAGGGAUUAAUAUACACUGAGACCCAGAUCUUCCAUGAGGAGUUGGAACCUAAACGCUUUGAUGAUCUGGGCCUAAGCUAUUAAAAUUUUAAAUUCAGGUAUUGUAUGUACAUUUCAUCGUAGUCAUUGACUAUCAAAUUUUUUAAAUACUGUAUAAGGCACUUGAAUAAUUUUAAAGUGAGGUAUACAACAUUCGCAGUUUCGGAUCUCAAGCAGUUAAAAAAAGUUGUAGAUACCACCUCAGUAGUACAGUUAUUUACAAUUCUUGUUGAUGCUUGUAUGGUCUAAAUUUGAUUACUUAAUACUGUUUAAAAAAAAAAAAACAAACAUGAUUUUUACUUGUUAUUUUGUUCAGUAAAUAAUACAAUACUGUAUUUUCUGUAUUCUUUUAUUUUGUGUAACACACUUUUAUUUUCAUCCAUUUUAAAUCAUCUAGCGUGAGAUGGAAACUGCUCAAAACCUAACUGGUAUUAAUCUGAAGAUACUAACACAUUGUCUUGAAGCCUGGUGAAAAGCCUGUGGCAGGUAUUCAUUUCAAUUUGUCUGGGUCUGCUGAGCCCUGUUUCUAAUAGAAUGGGAUUAAAUUGCAGGCUGUUAAUUCCGAUAGCAAUAACCAAAUGUAUGCACAUAUAUAUCUGGUGACACUCAUUUUUAUUAAAUAAAAAGGUAUCAGUGCACAUCAUUUAGACACGUAUUAGUUUUUCUAGGAAUCUUGGAAGUCAUCAGCUAGGGUUCAUUGGCCAAAUGAAGCAAUCGUAGAGCUUCCAUUUGGAGCAUGAUGGAAUCCUGUUUCAAAUAAUUUUUAUUUCAGAGCACAUCUUGGCAAAUUAUACUAAGAAAUUUUCAAAAAUCUACACGGUACUGCAAUAAAUUCAAGGGAUGUUUCAUAUAAGUGAAGAAGAUUUAUAUUAUUAUGGGUUUACAGAUCUGCACUUUGGCUGAUUCAUUCCCAUUUUUCAUGUUUUUACCCGUGUAUGUAAUACAUGUAAUUCAAUGGAACUCUCAGAAUGUUUGUAACGUGAUUAGAAAAACACAACAAUUUUAAAAUCCAGUAUUUUGAUUACUUUUGUUUUAAGGCCCUCUUGCACAGCUGAAGGAUGUUUAUUAGUAUUUGCAAACUAACUUAAAUUUCAUACUCCUUCAUUAAAUAAUAGCAAUUAUUUUUUUUAUCCUCUGAUCACCAGCUGUCGUAAUUUGGUGGAAGAUUUCACUGGUCUUUGGGGAGCAUCAUAGUGUACUUGUUUUGAUUUUUGCCAUGAUGUUAUAUGCUAUGGAUUAUAACACGAUGAGUCGCUGGGUUUAUUUAAUAAGACUGAUAGGCAUAUGCUUAUGUCUGAUAAGAACAGAUAUCUGAAGAGAAAACCUUCUGCAUACUAAUGGAUGUAUAGUGUCUCAUUGGUGUCUGCUUUGAUAUAUUCUGUGGUAUGUUCUAUUUAUCCCAGUAGGCAAAAGUUAAUUAAGUAAUCUGUUGCUGUUUUGUAAUUCCAUCUAGUUUUCUAAUUUUUUAAUAAUUAAAAUUGCCACAUUAAAAAUUAUACAAAUAUUAA
Chroicocephalus ridibundus (black-headed gull) is the source of this 5285-nucleotide messenger RNA. It is a transcript of the gene PLXDC2, whose product is annotated as plexin domain containing 2. The transcript is spliced from 14 exons. The record is from RefSeq and is a predicted model, not a curated record. The coding region runs from base 792 to 2381 and encodes 529 amino acids. NCBI's taxonomy places the organism in Eukaryota, Metazoa, Chordata, Aves, Charadriiformes, Laridae.